Molecule: messenger RNA, 354 nt
Organism: Heterobasidion irregulare TC 32-1
Lineage: Eukaryota; Fungi; Basidiomycota; Agaricomycetes; Russulales; Bondarzewiaceae
Exons: 1
Coding region: 1-354 (117 amino acids)
Source: RefSeq, a predicted model, not a curated record
AUGACCUCGAGAGCGCCCGCCAAGAGCGAGAGCGAUAAGUACGGGUGUGCGCACCGUGUAGGGGGAGCCCUGCAUCCGGAGCUCGAAGGCGAUUUGGAGGCUGGCAGGCGCGCGCGAAGGAUGGGCCUUCAGAAAUUGCAGGAGCUCCGUGCAGGUGGCGCACGCCUUCUCAGGGGUGUCCAUGACGCGCGGUCGCAGUUCCUUCGCGGUGUGCAGGCGAUCUCGAUCAGCGGCGGCACUCACCCGAGCCCGGCGGCUGGACUAAACGGCGGUCGACUCACCAUGAUGGCUGGUCACGAGUCCAUGCGGAUGUUCUCUGCAGAGUCGCUAGAAGCGAGCGGCCCAGUGGGCUAA